This is a messenger RNA of Acanthosepion pharaonis, 819 nucleotides long. NCBI's taxonomy places the organism in Eukaryota, Metazoa, Mollusca, Cephalopoda, Sepiida, Sepiidae. The record is from the annotation of a GenBank genome assembly.
AUGAUGGAAAACUUUGACCUUUUUUUUUCUCUUUCUUUUCUUUCUCUGCUUUCUCUCCCCCCCCCAUUGGCUGAUCAAUUCAGAAAACUCUGGCGAUCACCAUGUUCCAGGAAUGAGCAAAACAAUGUGUUCAGAGAAGAUCAUGAAAAAGGAUACGAACGUGUUGGCAGAACCCUAGCUUUGCAGAACAAUGUACCAUGUCCACCUGAUGAUAGCCCCAUAGAGGAUGCAGAUUUAAAAAUUAGUGAGAAGGUGAAUACAAACAUGAACUGCUUGUUUUCUAUGAAAGAUGAAUUUAUUGAUAUGUUAAAUGCUGUCCAGAACCAAGAGCCUUUAUCUGUGUCUUUUAUGACUCAAGCAAGCUGUGAUAAACCAACCUACCCAUGUCUUUCCCCUGCAUUACAUGCACCUGCUUCUCCACAAAGUUCAACUACUGCAGGACCAGUGUUGUUGAAUAUCAAAUCGCCAAAGAAAUUGAUUGCACAAAUAAAUGGCAUGCCAGCAAAGAGUCCACCAGAAUUAAGAAAGCCAUUAAAAGUCUAUAUCCAAGGGUCUGUUCCCACAAAGUUGGAUAUAGAUGUUAUGCACUGUCUAAAAAAUGUUACAGUGGAUUCUGAGCAAUUUCCUUAUACUGCAAAAUGGCUGAAACUUGUUAAUUCAUUCUCAGAAAUAGAAAAGAAGAGUUGGACAAGUCCUGCCAAGGCCCAUGAGAAGAAAGUAAAGACUAAUGAUGGCACUGGCACACCAGUUAUGAAAUCUCGUACAGCCAGCCGACUUGAGCCAAUGGCUCUUUUUAACUCACCUAGCACUGACACAUAG